GCGUUUCAAAGGUGUGCAGCCGUAACUUGCCCGUGCAGCCUAUGCAUCGGGAUUUGUCCAAUAAAUUAACGUUCAAAGGCAUCAUUAAUGCUCAUUAAUACUAGUUAGUCACUGUUUAUUGUAUGAGCAGUUUGCCAGGAAGUCACCACCAGCAGGCUGCAGCUUGGAUCACCAGGAGACCUCUCUGGAUUUUCUCGCAGGAUCAACAGAGGCAAGAGGAGGGGUGAAUGAAUUCUGCUGUGCUACAGCCUGUGGGCCACAGGCUGGGCAUUUAUCUGUCUGCAGAUAAUUUACAAGAUCCUAAACCCUUUGUUGCAGCAAGAGGUUUUUAUUCUCCAAAGAUAAAGCCAUGGCUGAAAUGAGUAAUAGUAACUUCAGUAAAACAACGAGUAUUCAGCAAGCAAUAGCUUCUUGUUGUGGAGCUAUAAUCACAUCAUUAUUUGUAACUCCUCUUGAUGUUGUCAAAAUUCGACUGCAAGCCCAAAGCAAUCCAUUCCCCAAAGGAAAGUGUUUUGUAUACUCCAAUGGCCUUAUGGAUCAUAUAUGUGUUUGUGAGAGCAGGGACAGCAAAGGCUGGUAUAAGAAAAAUGGGCAUUUCAAAGGGACACUGGAUGCAUUUGUAAAAAUUAUUAAAAUAGAAGGAAUUAAAUCACUGUGGAGUGGACUUCCACCAACACUAAUAAUGGCACUUCCUACUACAGUAAUCUAUUUCACCUGCUAUGAACAACUGAGUGAAGCUCUGAAGUCUAGACUAGGGAAGGAUAGUGACCACAUUCCAAUAGUUGCAGGUUCCUUAAGCAGAUUAGGUUCAGUUACUGUAGUGAGUCCCCUGGAGCUGAUCAGAACUAGAAUGCAGUAUCGGAAGUUGUCCUACAAGCAACUGCACAUGUGUAUCAGUAGUACAGUGGCUAGAGAUGGGUGGCUUUCCCUGUGGAGAGGCUGGAGUUCUACUGUUCUGAGAGAUGUGCCUUUCUCAGCAAUGUACUGGUAUAAUUAUGAACGAUUCAAGAAGAUGAUGUGCAAGAAUCUUGGUGCACAGGAACCAACAUUUCUUAUUGCUUUUACUUCCGGGGCAGCAUCUGGCUCUAUUGCAGCUGUCAUAACUCUGCCGUUUGAUGUAGUGAAAACACAUAGGCAGACUGAACUUUGGGAGGGUGAGACCUUAAAAACUCCACAGAGUGCAUCAACCUGGGCAGUUAUGAGGAAAAUUGUUGCCAAAAAUGGGAUUGCUGGAUUAUUUGCUGGUAUUGUUCCACGGCUGUUUAAAGUUGCUCCUGCCUGUGCCAUAAUGAUCAGCACAUAUGAAUACGGGAAGUCUUUCUUUAGUCAUUUAAAUGAAAAAUCAAACCAACAUCCUUAAUUCUUCUUCAUCCAACUGUGAGAAGUCAAAACUUAUGGUGAAGCUUGUGCCAAAUCUGAAUCGGUCAAGGCAUCUUUCUGCAACUACAUUUGGUACCUAAAUGCAAC
Oxyura jamaicensis (ruddy duck) is the source of this 1467-nucleotide messenger RNA. RefSeq names its product solute carrier family 25 member 40 (gene SLC25A40). Bases 350 to 1360 code for a protein of 336 amino acids. The record is from RefSeq and is a predicted model, not a curated record. Lineage: Eukaryota; Metazoa; Chordata; Aves; Anseriformes; Anatidae. Gene Ontology annotation, biological process: mitochondrial transmembrane transport. The transcript has 11 exons.